AUGCUUGCUGCUAAAAAUUUGUUGAGAAAGUCGGCUAUUGCCGGUCCAAGCCGUGUGGCUGCCCGUUUCCAAUCUACCGCUAAAGUUCAGGGUUCAGUGAUUGGUAUUGAUUUGGGUACUACAAACUCUGCUGUUGCAAUUAUGGAAGGUAAAGUUCCAAAGAUUAUUGAAAACGCUGAAGGUUCCAGAACCACUCCAUCUGUUGUGGCUUUCACCAAGGAUGGUGAAAGAUUGGUUGGUAUUCCAGCCAAGCGUCAAGCUGUUGUGAACCCAGAAAACACUUUGUUUGCCACCAAGCGUUUGAUUGGUCGUCGUUUCGAGGAUAUUGAAGUUCAAAGAGAUAUCAAACAGGUUCCAUACAAGAUUGUUAAGCACAGUAAUGGUGACGCAUGGGUCGAGGCCCGUGGUGAGACAUAUUCUCCAGCUCAAAUCGGUGGUUUUGUCUUGAACAAGAUGAAGGAAACCGCUGAGGCUUAUUUGGGUAAGGCUGCCAAGAACGCUGUUGUCACUGUUCCAGCUUACUUCAACGAUUCUCAAAGACAAGCCACCAAGGACGCAGGUCAAAUUGUUGGUUUGAACGUGUUGCGUGUUGUCAACGAACCAACUGCCGCUGCCUUGGCUUACGGUUUGGAGAAAUCUGAGUCCAAGGUCGUUGCCGUCUUCGAUUUGGGUGGUGGUACUUUCGAUAUCUCCAUCUUGGAUAUUGACAACGGUGUCUUUGAAGUCAAGUCUACUAACGGUGACACUCACUUGGGUGGUGAAGAUUUCGAUAUUUACUUGUUAAGAGAAAUUGUUUCCCGUUUCAAGACUGAAUCUGGUAUCGAUCUAGAAGGUGACCGUAUGGCCAUUCAAAGAAUCAGAGAAGCUGCUGAAAAGGCCAAGAUUGAAUUGUCCUCCACUGUUUCUACUGAAAUCAACUUGCCAUUUAUCACUGCCGAUGCAUCCGGUCCAAAGCACAUCAACAUGAAGUUCAGCAGAGCUCAAUUCGAAACUUUGACUGAGCCAUUGAUCAAGAGAACUGUGGACCCAGUUAAGAAGGCUUUGAAGGAUGCUAGCUUGAGUACAUCUGAAGUCUCCGACGUUCUAUUGGUCGGUGGUAUGUCUAGAAUGCCAAAGGUCGUUGAAACCGUUAAGCAAUUAUUUGGUAAGGAACCAUCUAAGGCUGUUAACCCAGAUGAGGCUGUCGCCAUUGGUGCUGCCAUCCAAGGUGCUGUUCUAGCCGGUGAAGUCACCGACGUUCUUCUAUUGGAUGUUACUCCAUUGUCUCUAGGUAUCGAGACCUUGGGUGGUGUCUUCACUAGAUUGAUUCCAAGAAACACUACUAUCCCAACCAAGAAAUCUCAAAUUUUCUCCACUGCUGCUGCUGGUCAAACCUCUGUCGAAAUCAGAGUUUUCCAAGGUGAAAGAGAAUUGGUUAGAGACAACAAGUUGAUCGGUAACUUCACUUUGUCUGGUAUCCCACCAGCUCCAAAGGGUGUCCCACAAAUCGAAGUCACUUUCGACCUUGACGCAGACGGAAUUAUCAACGUCUCUGCUAGAGACAAGGCUUCCAACAAGGAUGCUUCUAUCACCGUUGCUGGUUCUUCUGGUUUGUCUGAAUCUGAAAUCGAACAAAUGGUUAACGAUGCUGAGAAAUACAGAAGCCAAGAUGAGGCCAAGAGACAAGCCAUUGAAACCGCCAACAAGGCAGACCAAUUGGCUAAUGACACUGAAAACUCUUUGAAGGAAUUCGAAGGUAAGGUCGACAAGGCUGAAGCACAAAAGGUUCAAGACUUGAUCACUUCUUUGAGAGAAACUGUCGCUAGAGUUCAAGCUGGUGAAGAAGUUAACGCUGAUGACUUGAAGGCUAAGACUGAAGAACUACAAAACUCUUCCAUGAAAUUGUUCGAACAAAUGUACAAGAACGAUUCCAGCAACAACGCUCAAUCUGGUGAACCAAAGCAAUAA
Molecule: messenger RNA, 1947 nt
Organism: Torulaspora delbrueckii
Lineage: Eukaryota; Fungi; Ascomycota; Saccharomycetes; Saccharomycetales; Saccharomycetaceae
Product: Hsp70 family protein
Exons: 1
Coding region: 1-1947 (648 amino acids)
Biological process (GO): protein refolding; cellular response to unfolded protein
Cellular component (GO): mitochondrion; cytoplasm
Molecular function (GO): heat shock protein binding; ATP-dependent protein folding chaperone; misfolded protein binding
Source: RefSeq, a predicted model, not a curated record